Molecule: messenger RNA, 1091 nt
Organism: Lingula anatina
Lineage: Eukaryota; Metazoa; Brachiopoda; Lingulata; Lingulida; Lingulidae
Product: translationally-controlled tumor protein homolog
Cellular component (GO): cytoplasm
Molecular function (GO): calcium ion binding
Source: RefSeq, a predicted model, not a curated record
UCCAUACUUUCCUUUUUCCGGUUCGGCUAGAACAGAGUCGAACACGUAAAUAUUUGUGAGAAAGAAUCCACUCACAUCUGAUCCAAAAUGAAGCUUUUUAGGGACGUCAUCUCAGGUGAUGAACUCUUAACCGAUGCCCUACCCAUGAAAGACCUAGGAUGUGUCUACCAGGUUGAAGCCAAGCUUGUUCCAGAGGACUCGAGUGUUUCGGAUGCCCUCAUUGGUGGGAAUAAAAGCGCAGAGGGCGGGGCAGAGGACCUUGAUGACUCCGUGCAAUGGAAGCUGAAUGUGGUCAGUGCCAAUAAUCUUGUAGAGACGGGGUUCUCUAAAAAAGAUUAUCAGACUCAUAUCAAGACGUACAUGAAAAAGAUUGAAGAGCACUUAAAGACAACAAAUCCAGAUAGAGUGGCACCAUUCAAACAGGAGGCCAGUGCACAGGUUGCCGGUUUUUUGAAAAGAUUCAAAGAUCUAGAGUUUUACACAGGCAAUAGUAUGGAUCCAGAUGGAAUGGUAGUUUUAAAGGAAUACAUUGACAAAGAUGGUGAAGAGGUACCCGUAUUUUACUUCUUUAAAGAUGGUUUGUCUGAGGAGAAGCUUUGAAAUGGAAGAAACUGUCCCAGGAAAGAUAAAAUAACAACUUUGAGUAAACAGAAUUAAAAGGACAUGGCUGCUUGGCAGUUAUUCCUGUUUGGCCACUUUUCAAAUUCUAUUGAGGAAAUGGACUUAUUUUUGUCUAAAAGCACUUUCGAUACUAGGCAUUACAUAUAUAAUAUUUAUGUGUGUGUAUGAAUGUAAAAAGAACAACAACAACAAAAAAAGUGAAUUCUAAGAAUGCAUUGCUGCAUCCAUUGUAAAAUUUGCCAUUUCCCUUUUCUGUGCUAUUAUACAUAUUAUGCCAUGUGUAAACCUGUUAUCUGAACAAGAUGAAACUGAAUUUUUAUAUGCACUUACAAAGGGUGAGAUCGUAAUCUUUGUUUAUUUCUUUUUUUCUUUGACAAGCUCUUGGAAUGGUGAAUAGACCAUGUUUGAAGGACCCCAUUCAUAAAUUAUUGAAUGUCUUUUACUUGUACAGAAUGACGAAAAAAAAAAAA